AUGUCUGAACACGACGGAAGUUCCGGCAGGGGCUAUGACACCCCUGUUCCCGAGCUCGAUGAUCAUCGCCACCAGAGUUCUUCGGUGCAGAGAACGGAUCGUCCCCGACGUGGCACCGUGGACACGUUAUACGGUUCCCGCCAGCACCUGGAUCCAGAUGGUCCAUACUCUCCCUAUUCUCCGUCGGAUGUCAGGGUUCGAGACUUCGAAGAAGCGAUCGUAGACGAGGAUGAUGGUGACGCAGCACACGCUGCUCCCCGGAGCCGACGACCAACCUUCGAUUCGACAAAUGAACGUAGCGUCUCACCACCGAACUCUGUCAAAGCUUUUGCUGAGGCUCGACGUCGCGAACGAGCGCUCUCGACCUCAGAAAAUCGUGGUCAUAGACAAGAUGAGGGCGAAGGCCUACACCGAACCUUCUCCGCUCAGAGUCGAAACAGUCACCGAAGCCAACGAUCCGGACAUGACAGGCCUCCCACAUUUGUUGCAGACGAUGCUGCUAGCUUGGCGACCAACAAGACUGCGGAAGACGACGUGUGCUUUCCCAUGCAAGAUGAGCACCGCCAUGAUCAGUUAUAUAUCGACUUUGAUUAUCUGGAGAAUUUCAUUGCCUCUGAGAAUGCCGCACACAGGGAGAGUCUAGAGGCUCAGGAGGCCGGUCGAGUGUUCCCGAACCUACGGCCCGAUUCGCAAGGCCACAAUGACGUGCCGAUGGUGACGCUCGACGGCGAUAUCCUCAACAUCCCAUCCCAUUCCUUGGAUGUUGAUGAGAAAGCUGCAGCGCAAAUCGAGACCGAGAUACCCGCGCAAGGCCAAGCUUCGACUGAGAAAGAUCAAUCAGACCCCAACCGAUUCAGCCUCUUUUCUUCCGCAUGGGAGUCCACAGUCCACGCUGCAGAAUUCGGAGACCUGGUCCUACCUGGAGAGGAUGUGCGAAGUCUUUUCACUUUCCCUCGCGACGAGCCCGACGGAGUCUGGUGGCUGAAUGUCAAUAGACCAACGGAAGAAGAGGCUCGCACGCUGUGCAAGGCCUUUGGUGUACAUCCCCUGACAAUUGAAGAUAUCACCACCCAGGAGGCUCGAGAGAAGAUUGAGCUCUUCCCCUCAUACUACUUCGCCUGCUUCCGCUCCUUCCACAUCGUUCAAGAAGAAGACGGACCCGACUACGAGCCAUACAAUAUCUAUGUCGUGGUUUUCCGCGAGGGCACACUCAGCUUCAGCUUCCAGCCUAAUGGACAUGCUUCGCAGGUGCGAAAGAGGAUCUCCAGCCUGAAGGAGUAUGUGUCUCUGAGCAGUGACUGGAUCUGCUAUGCCUUGAUUGACAACAUUGUCGACUCGUUUGCGCCGGCGAUCCAUCGCAUCGAGCUUCUCACUGAAGGGAUUGAAGACUCGGUGUUUACAGCACGCUCUGAUGACAUGCACACGUUUCUACGGAAGCUUGGCGGUGUUCGCAAGAACACCCUUGGACUUAUGCGAGUCCUGGGUGGCAAGGCGGACGUCCUCAAGGGUUUCACCAAGCGCUGUAAUGAGAAUUACAAGGUCACGCCACGCAUGGACAUCGGGAUGUACCUGGGCGACAUCCAGGAUCACGUCGUCACCAUGAUGACCAAUCUAACGCACUUCGAGAAGAUCCUGUCCCGUGCCCACAGCAAUUACCUGGCUCAGUUGACUAUUGAUAGUAUCACGCAGGGGACACAAACGAAUGCGGGGCUCAGCAAGAUCACGUUCAUCGCCACUGUCAUCGUUCCGCUCAACAUUGUUACAGGCCUCUUUGGCAUGAAUGUCCACGUGCCGUUCAUGGACGAGCCCAGCCUGUCUGCCUUUUUUGGCAUUGUGGGAUGUCUAGUGGCUUUCGUUAUCAUAGCCUUCGCAGGGGCCCGCCGUCUGCGAUUUAUCUAG
Messenger RNA from Anthostomella pinea, 1899 nucleotides. NCBI's taxonomy places the organism in Eukaryota, Fungi, Ascomycota, Sordariomycetes, Xylariales, Xylariaceae. The record is from the annotation of a GenBank genome assembly.